Pseudopipra pipra is the source of this 4647-nucleotide messenger RNA. RefSeq names its product integrin alpha FG-GAP repeat containing 2 (gene ITFG2). Gene Ontology annotation, molecular function: protein binding. Bases 100 to 1566 code for a protein of 488 amino acids. Gene Ontology annotation, biological process: regulation of TOR signaling. The transcript has 12 exons. NCBI's taxonomy places the organism in Eukaryota, Metazoa, Chordata, Aves, Passeriformes, Pipridae. Gene Ontology annotation, cellular component: KICSTOR complex. The record is from RefSeq and is a predicted model, not a curated record.
GACCGAGGGGCUGGCGCGGCCCCGGGGGGCUGGCGGGGCUUCCGCGCUUAGGGACACAGGGAGCUUGAGCAGUGUCAGAGAUGCAGGGUUUGAGUCCAAAUGCCCGCUGGAGUUCCCUUGCAAAGGGAAUGUUUCCGUGGUUCUGGGCUGCAGGUGGCCGGGGCUCGCAUCACCGUCAGACGUGCUGGUCACCCCUGGCGUGGGGCCUGGAUGCUGAAUGAACUAGUGGUGGGAGACACCAAUGGAAAACUCUAUGUUUACAAGAAUGAUGACAGCAAACCCUGGGCUGUGCGAUCUUGCCAAGGAAUGCUCACGUGUGUUGGUGUGGGCGAUGUAUGCAAUAAAGGAAAGAAUUUCGUGGUGGCGGUGAGUGCAGAAGGCUGGUUUCAUCUUUUUGACCUGACUUCUCCAAAACACCCAGAUGCUUCAGGCCACCAUGAGUUGGCAGCAGCAGAAGAGCAGAACCCAGUGUUCAAGCAGCACAUUCCUGCCAACACCAAGGUCAUGCUGAUCAAUGACAUUGAUGGAGAUGGGAAGUGUGAGUUGGUGGUGGGUUACACUGACAGGGUGGUGCGUGCCUUCCGCUGGGAGGACUCGUCAGAGAAUUCAGACCACAUCUCUGGGCAGCUGCUCUUGUUGAAGAAAUGGCUGCUAGAAGGCCAGGUGGACAGCCUCUCUGUGAACCUGGGCCCUGAUGGCUCCCCGGAGCUGAUGGUGUCGCAGCCAGGCUGUGGCUACGCCAUCCUGCUGUGCACCUGGGACAUGGAGCACCGGGACACAUCUGCGGGAAGGGACGGCUCUGCUUCAAGCAGUGAGGCCCCUGUUCGAGAUGUUAUUCUACACCAAACAUCUGGACGGAUUCACAACAAGAAUGUCUCCACUCAUCUAAUUGGUAGCAUUGCCCGAGGUGGCUCCAGUGAGAAUAGUGGCUCAGGUCUCUUUGCCCUCUGUACUCUGGAUGGGACAUUGAAACUCAUGGAGGGAGCAGACAAGCUGCUCUGGUCUGUUCAGGUUGAUCACCAGCUGUUUGCUCUGGAAAAGCUGGAUGUUACAGGCAAUGGGCACGAGGAGGUGAUUGCCUGUGCGUGGGAUGGUCAGACAUACAUCAUUGACCACAAUCGGACUGUUGCCAGGUUUCAAGCAGAGGAGAAUGUCAGUGCGUUCUGUGCAGGCCUCUAUGCAUGCAAAGGAGGAAGCAACAGUCCCUGCCUGGUUUAUGUCAGCUUCAGCCAGAAGAUCUACAUCUACUGGGAUGUGCAGCUGGAGAGAAUGGAGUCCACCAACCUGUUGAAAAUCCUGGAGGGUGACCCAGAGUUUGCAAGUCUCCUGCAGCAGCUGGGUGUAGGUAACAAUUUUCAAGGGCUAGACAUUUGUUUUCAGUUGAAGAGCUUCCAGAGGGAGAAGUCGGAAACAGAAGCAGCCAGCACAUAUAUCCCUGAGAUGAACCGACAAAUUCAAAUGAUUCCUGAAUGCAAGACACAACCUAAUCAGAAGGUAUUUAUUUUGUGUAGGGCUUACAUUACGUUCCUAUAUAGCUCUUCAAGGAUAUAUGACAUGAUAUUAUAACUACAAUAGUAACAGCUGGUGUCAUUUAGGAAAGGGAAAGACUGGAUGCCUUGCACCCCAGUCACCUGUGCUUGAUCUUACUGGAAUAAUCCCCAGUGCCUUGCUCACUUCAUUUCUUCACCCCUUUGCACUUGAAAGGGAAAAGGAAAUGUGUUUGCCAUAUGUUUUCUGCCCCCUCUGCCUUAAUGGCAGGCCAGAGGUGAUGAAGUAACAGCAGGUCUCACAUAUGUUAGAGGUCUGAAAAAAUAGGGUUAUCAAGGACGUUGAUAAGAAUUAUGUUCAGGGAAAAAAAGGAGGAGCAGGACUUAGUAAAGGAAUUGGAAAAGAUGGGGUAACUGCCAUCUACAAAAUAUGUUUUUCACCUGUCUCUAGUGCCUAAUAUCCAUUCUUGAUGGCCUAGUUCUUCAAGGCUCUGUCUUGCACCAAGACCCACAAAAAGCCAGCCACAAAGCUUCCCUUUAGAGAGGCUCUUUUUUUCCCCUACUGUCAUUUGUGUUUUUCCUGUGAUUCCCUCUCUUCCAUUCACUGUGGUACUCUGUGCCAUUAGUCACCCAGAAGCAGCAACAGACCUCCCACUGCUACUCUACCCUUUUGCUCAUUCCUAAGAAGGUUAAAUGCUUGAUCACCUUAAGCAGACCAGCAUGGCUAUGAGGUACUCAGUGCAGCACCAGUAGGGUCAAGGAAAACGUUUCAAGUCCAUGAUUUCUUAACUAAAUCUGUUUCUGACUAUUAAUCAUAACAGAGAGCGAGCUACAUUAUUUCCAAGAUUUCCAAGAGCUCCAGUAUUUCCAAGAUUCCAUUUUCAAAAAUGAACUAUUUGUGAGCAGUUACAAAAAGAAAGAACAAAAUAUCUCUUGUGAGAAAUACUGGAAUGCUGCAAACAGACACAAUAUCACUAGGGUCCCUUUCAGCCCAAAUAAUUUUGUGAUUCUAUAACAAAAUGCCUCCCUUCUGAUUUUAGAGCUCUGCAAUGUCUGUGCUGUCUUGUCCUCACUGAUGUAUCAGCCCUGCCUACGAGGAUUGUGGCCAGACUGAGCAGAGAGGUAAGAUAAAGGCACAGAGUGCAGAUGUGUGCUAAAUGUCUGUCUCCUCAUCCUCUCUACUGUGCUUCACAGAAGAGGCUUCCCUGUGCCUCCUCACUGCCUAAGUGGGUAUACUGACCAUGAGUCUCAGGUCACGUGUGCCACCACAUUAGCCCAGGCUGCAACCUGCCAACACUGUCCAGCUGAAACAGCUCUUCCUCAGUAACAGACAUGGAUUCUACUGGGAAAGCAUUAACCAUCCCUCUGGCUCACAGAAGCCAACUGUUCAUUGCCCAGCUGCAGAAAAAGCAUUGUAUCAGCUUCUCAGAAACAGAAAACCUGAAGCAUGGAUAGCAGUUACUAAGGAAUCACUUUGGGAGCAGGCUGACCUGAGAUGCAUGAGCUGUUGUUGUUAUAAUAAGCCUAAACUCUAUCACUAGGCAGAUUCUUGAGUUUUGUUUCAGAGCAGGCUGGAAAAGUUGCAAGUUAGAAACUUGCUAGCAUAUAACAGGACAGUGAUUAUUCUGUAGAAAAUGACAUUUAAUCUCAUUCAGUGUAAACAGCCCAGCACAGUUAUCAGUUCCAGCAGCAUCACAAAAGUUAUCCACUUUCAAAUUAGACCACUAUUUGUCCAGAGAACUCACCAGGAGCCUGAGGAAAGUCCUCCAUCCAGCAUACCACAAAUACAACGCAGUUGAGGUAAGGACUACACAGGCAGCUGAUGAGAACUGCAAGCCUUCCUGGCCUAAGAGGACUUUUCAUCACAUUACCCACUCUCAUCUCUGUUCCAGAAUUUUCAGUUUGCUACCAGUCACCAUUAGUCUUUAUCUAAAUGUCAGUUAUGGGGAUUUCCAAGAAAGAGAGGAAGGAGAAUCAGUAAGAAUCACCACUUAUAAAGAACUGUGUGUUCUGAAAUAAUGUAAGUUCCAAAGUCAAGAAGCUGCUUUAACAAACAAAAGGCUGAUUAACCCCAGAUUGCUUUGGCAUAGAGGAAAAGUGGACUGGGACAGCACUGGACUCUUUCAUCAUCUAUUUCCAAGCCAACAAGAGACAAGCUCCACAAGAACAAAAUAACAGCUUGAUUCUGUAAUGCAUCUCCGUCAUGAUAAGCUUUCCAAAGUGCUUUGCAAAAGUUGUCACAAAAAAGGACAAUUCUGCUAAAAUACCAUGUGGGCAAGCCACCUAAGGGAAUAGGAGGACUCUGCAGUACAACUCUUACAGACUGGCUCUGUCUCUGAUCUCUGAGACUUAAAAAGGCCUUAGGCACAGGGCAACUAUAACCUGUUAGAGUGAAAACACUUCUUGCCUGAACCUCCCUGUAGCACUGAAGUCUACAGAUAUUUGGACUUAUUCCCCAGGCAAGUUCAGUUCCAAGUCAGUUAAUGCAUUUGUUAGCACUUUGAAAUUAUUUGUCUGUGUGUAAACGGCAGCUUUAAGCUGGUAGACUGUCUUUUCUCAGGAGGUGCUGUCAGGGAAAAGAGACUUCACUGGGGUCGUGUUCCAUUUCUAAUAAAAACUGGACCAUAAUCAAGCAGUUCUCCAAAAGGUACCAGCUCACCUCUCUGGUUAAAAUGAACUGGCAGCCCGAGUCCUAUUUCCUGCCACAGUUCUGUUACUGACAGGAGAGGGUUUUUGAAGUUCACAAAUGAGAACAUCAAAAGCAACAAGACUAAAAAGAAGGGGAGGAGAGCUCCCCUUCCUUCAGUGUAAGAAGAUUAGGUGUGACAAACAGUGACUGGCUCUUAGAGAAGGGCAGAAAAAGAGAGAAAUGCCUGUGCAGAAUUCAGGUUGUGUUAGACUUAUUUCCUUGACUGUGAUGUUCAUUAACCCUCCUCUGUGAGGGAAAAUAAAAUGUGUGUGACAGCUGGGGUCCAGUCCAUUAGAAACACAAACGGUCCACUAGUGGACCCUGCUGCUGACUUAACUACUGCCCCUGGGAUACAACACCUGUACGUGCUUGUCCUUGCUCAAUGUACAUGCCUGCCAAAACCCCCCACACUUUGUCACUGAAUUUCCUCAUACAGAACAAUAAAGAGUGAUUAUUAAAGAGAAAGAAACA